AUGGCGGAUGCUCAACAACAGCAUGCCCCUGGUGGCCACUACUCGGGGUCGAACAAGAUCCCGACUAUCAACCAGUUCAUCGAAAGACUAGAUCGCGACAAGGUCACUCGCGACAAGCAGAUUGAAGAGCAAAAGAAGGCGCAGAUAUCUCAAAAGAAUGGCGAUGCAGUUCCUCACCAGCAGUCAUCGGGCUUGCACGCGAAGGAAAAUCAGCAAAAGGUCACAGACCCGACUACCGGCAAGGAGGUAGUCAUCGAAGAUGUCAACAAGGAAAUGGUUGAUGCGGCUAAGAAUCCCAUGCUCUCUGUACCAAACGCGAACCUGGGCAAGCCUACAUCGAUGGCCGAAUACAAACACAACCAAGAUGUCACCGCCCCUCCGGACCCCGUUGCUGAAGGUAGUACCUCAGACGUGCCCAUCCAUGGCGAGAAGACCAACAUUCUGUUCCACCCUACACCUUCUGUCAGCUACGAGCCCUUCUUCGCUGCCAUGGAGAAGAGAGCCACCGGUCUCUGCAUCGGUGUCUUCCUUGGAAUCGUCUUUGUCGGAAACAUCUUUGGCGGUCGCCUCUUGGGCCUCAUCCCUCUGGCCAUGUGUGUGGCGUCCGGUGUCUUCCUUUGGGCCAAGGAGGUUAUCCGCAGUGGCAGAGAAGUCGAGUGGGACACCGAGAAGAUCAGAGGCAGAACGGCCACGGCCAACCUCCUCCCCGAGUCUGUCGAAUGGAUGAACACUCUGCUUGGAAUCGUCUGGGGUCUCGUCAAUCCGGAUAUGUUCCAGAGUGUCGCCGAUACCCUCGAGGAUGUCAUGCAAGCAUCCGUUCCUGGUAUCAUCGAGAACGUCCGCGUCGCAGAGAUCAACCAAGGCAGCAACCCCAUCCGCAUCCUCAGUCUACGCGCUCUACCCGACGAGCACAUGAAAGAGAUGAAGCAAGCGAUCCAUGAGGAAAACAAGAAAACAAAGGACCCUCAGGAGGCUGCUGCCGACGAGGAGGGUGGUGACUACUACAACCUCGAGGUCUCUUUCGCAUACCAUGCCGCUCCCUCUGGCAAGAGAGCUUCGGACAGAGCCAGAAACAUGCACAUGCAACUGGUCUUCUACCUUGGUAUCAAGGGUCUGUUUGGUGUACCCCUUCCCAUCUUCGUUGAGCUGCAAGAGCUAGUCGGUACCGUCAGACUGCGCAUGGCCAUGACUCCAGAACCUCCUUUCCUCAAGACACUGACUUUCACGCUCAUGGGCGUGCCUCACGUGCAAGCAGGAUGUAUUCCCAUGGUCGAGAAGGGUGUCAAUAUUCUCAACCUCCCUCUGAUCUCCAACUUUGUCAACUACGCUAUUGGCGCGGCUGCUAGCAUGUACGUCGCUCCCAAGUCCAUGUCUCUUGACAUGAGAGCUAUGCUCCAGGGCGACGACAUCACCAAAGACGUUCAAGCUCUCGGUGUCAUGUGGAUUCGCAUCCAUCGUGCUGUUGGUCUCAGCAAGCAGGACAAGCGUGGCAGCAAAUAUGGAGGCAGCGACCCAUACAUUACCCUUUCUUUCUCCAAGUACGGAAAGCCCAUGUACUGCACUCGUGUCAUUACCGACGACUUGAACCCUAUUUGGGAGGAAACUGCUGCUGUCGAGCUGUGGGAUUCUGAUCGUCACACCGCUGAUGACAUUGUCGGCAAGGUUGAACUGUCCAUGCAAAAGAUGAUCCAACACCCCGGCAAGAUGUACCCUCAAGUCUCCAAGCUCGCCGGUAUGGAUUCUGACAGCGAGAUGCCUGGAGAGCUCCACUGGGAGGUUGGCUUCUUUGGCAAGCCUCAGUUCAGACCCGCUCUUCGUACUGAUGGCAAGAAUCACGGACUUCCCCAGAACCUUCGUGACAAGCCCGAGCUUCAGGACGACAAGGGUGUGGCCAACACUGAAACCGAUGAUGCUGUCCAGCACACGCCUCCAGACCCUCUCUGGCCAAGCGGUGUCUGCAGUAUCGUCGUCCACCAGAUUGUCAACCUCGAACUUGAUAACAUCAAGGGCACGGAAGGCAGUCGCAAGGGCAGAGAAUACGAACCCGCCAAGCCCAGUGGUGAAGGUACUGAUGAAGAGGGUGAUCAGCUUCCUACCAGUUACUGUACUAUCCUCUACAACGACGAGCUGGUCUACAGGACUCGCGCCAAGGCAGUCAGCAGUCAGCCCAUCUUCAAUGCCGGUACUGAACGAUUCGUUCGCGACUGGAGAUCCGCCGUCAUCACCGUUACCGUACGCGACUCCCGCAACCGCGAACACGACCCCAUCCUUGGAGUUGUUCCUCUCAAGUUGUCCGAUGUCAUGGAGACAAGCUCCCAGCUUAAGAUGCGCACUGGUGGUUCCAUCGGAAAGCUACCUCGCACACAAUGCCACAAGACUGACAACGGUCUUGAAUGGGAAGUGCAACACAAUGAGAAGAAGGAUCCAAUCCGCCUUCCCGUAAAGUAUCGCUACCGCAGUCCUAUCGUCUUCGAAUUCCACUUGUCUGGCAAGCGCAAGGCAGAUGCUCAUGCUGUUCUCUGGCUGCAACAUCUAGUCGACAACGAGUCUACCGAGAUUGACAUUCCCAUCUGGCGUACUUCAGCUCCUGCAAGAUUGACUCAGAACUACAUCACAGAGGACAAUGCAACCAAGGCUAUGCCUGGACUGGAUGAUCUUGAGGAGGUUGGUCGUCUCAAGUUCACUGGUCGCUUCAAGGCCGGUAUGGAUGAAAGCCACGAGCAUUUCGUUGCCGACAAUGAGUCUCGCGAGACUUACGAGACUUGGGAGGCAUGUCUUGCUGAAGGUGUCCGCACAAGAUUGGUCGAGAAGGAGAUGCCCGAUCGUGUUCAAGCCCUACACGAGAAGUCUCUUACAGAAGGACGCGACAUCCUUAAGGAGGAAGAACCGGAUGAGAAGCAAAAAUGGCUCAGCAAACAAGGCACUGACUGGAGUGGCGCGUUUGGCGAAGACCCCAAGGCCUACGUGGACUCUCAAGGCAGAAAGCGCCGCGAGCCUGGUGCUGAGCCUCCUCUCCAUGACCCUCACAACCCUAGCUCCGACGAUGACAGUGAUUCGGGUGACGAUUCCUCGAACGAUCUCGGCAUCAUGGACGCUGAUAACUCUGAGAACCGUGGUGGCGAGAGAGCAGGGAGAAAAUCGUUUGCCAGUACUACUGGCGGCAGAAGUUCCUACGACUCAUAUGCAGGCACAAACUCCACGUUCUCGGACCCCAACACGGGAGGCAGCCCCAAGAGUGUCAAUGCACAAAACAAGCGCACGGAAGAGCGCAAACAGCGUGGCCUGAUGCAGUGGAAGCCAGCUCGCAACCUCAAGUUCGCCAAGGAUGAAGGCAAGAUUGGAUUGAGGAAGAUCAAGAACAAGUUGACUGGCGGUCUCAAUGGCAGACAACCUGGUGUUGAGACUGAGACUGGAACGUAG
This is a messenger RNA of Aureobasidium vineae, 3420 nucleotides long. The record is from the annotation of a GenBank genome assembly. Lineage: Eukaryota; Fungi; Ascomycota; Dothideomycetes; Dothideales; Saccotheciaceae.